AUGAAAUUGGCAGUAGGAAACCUUCCUUCCAAUCGGCUGGCGUUGACGAACAGAGUUUACAUCAGUGAACACAACCUCAGUCAAAUUGCUCUCUAUUAUGAGAAAAACAAUGUUCCGACGGGCAAGACCAUGCUGGUCGACGUGAAUGGCCAUCCUUAUCAAGUGGAAGCCAAUUCUCAAGUGCCUGAUGAUCAAGUGGCCUUGAAUGGUUUGCAGCGUCGGUAUUUGCAGCUCUCCUUGAACACUUCGGUCUCCAUUGCUCCCUUUGUGCCAUCGUCCAGCGUUGCCUUGGCCUCGUUGGUAAUAACCGUGGAUUUGCUAGCCAAGAAAAAGCCGGAUCCAAAGGCCAAACCCAAGGAAAUUGAUACCAAUCGUCUGGCCCAAACUGUCCUCUUAGUUCUAGAAGAACAAAUGAUGGAACCUGGCCGACUCAUUGCCAUUGAUUUUGAAGGUACCAAAUUGGAAUUGGGCGUCAAGCACAUGGAAACCAUCAAGGUUAGCAAAAAGAAGAAAAAGGAAAAGGGCAGCGAUGAACCUGCGGAAUCUUGCAAACUAGGUCAACUCUUGGGACCUACAGCCAUUUCCUUUACGAGAGCCGAGGGGGGCGCAGUGUUGGCAUUCACGGGGGAUUUCAUUGCCGAUGGCGGAGGUGGCGGAGCUUCCAACUUGUUCACUGGUGACUUUGAUUUUGCAAAGCUUGGAAUUGGUGGUUUGGAUGCCGAAUUCAAUCAAAUUUUCCGUCGUGCCUUUGCCAGUCGUAUUUGGCCAGCCCACAUUAUCAAGCAAAUGGGCAUCAAUCACGUACGUGGUAUGCUCUUGUUUGGACCACCAGGUUGUGGUAAGACAUUGAUUGCCCGACAAAUUGGAAAGGCUUUGAACGCAAGAGAACCCAAGAUUGUGAACGGGCCUGAAGUUCUGAACAAAUAUGUCGGUGGGUCGGAAGAGAAGAUUCGUGAAUUGUUUGCUGAAGCCGAAAAGGAACAAAUCGAAAUGGGGGACAAUUCCAUGUUGCACAUUAUCAUCAUGGACGAGAUGGACGCUAUCUGUAAACAGAGAGGUAGCGUCAAAGAUGGAACCGGUGUCUCGGAUUCCGUCGUUAAUCAGCUCUUGUCCAAGAUUGAUGGUGUGGACUCCUUGAACAAUAUUCUACUGAUUGGAAUGACAAAUCGUAAGGAUAUGAUUGAUGAUGCUUUGCUGCGACCUGGUCGCUUGGAGGUUCACGUCGAGAUUGGACUGCCCGACGAGAAGGGAAGAACUCAAAUUCUAAACAUUCACACUCGCAACAUGGCCAAGGCCAAUCGCAUCACUCCUGAUGCUCUGGAAAAGCUUCCUCUCCUUGCCGAAAAGGCCAAGAACUUUUCGGGUGCCGAAUUGGAAGGUUUGGUCAAGGCCGCUAGUUCUUACGCCUUGACCCGAUGCGUUGAUGUCAAGGAUCUGACCAAGGCACCAGAUCUCAAGAACCUCAUGUUGCAGUACCAAGAUUUCGAACGUGCUCUGGGUGACGUCGAACCCAAAUUCGGAGCCAAGGCUACCGAGCUCAAGGCCUUUUACAGAAAUGGAUUUGUACCAUAUGGCGAUAGUUUCGAUCUUCUCAUGGGGAACUUGGAGCGAUUGGUGGAACAAGUUCGUGUCAGCGAUCGAACGCCACUGAUGAGCGUCAUGCUCAAGGGCCCAAACUUUUCCGGAAAGACUGCUAUUGCCGCCAAGUUGGCUGUGGAUUCUGGAUUCCCAUUUGUGAGAAUGAUCUCUGCCGACGAGAUGAUUGGUUACGGAGAUUCUUCCAAAUGCCAACAAAUUCACAAGGCUUUUAUGGAUUCCUACAAAUCACCACUUUCUAUUAUAUUUAUUGAUGAUAUUGAACGUAUCAUCGACUAUGUUCCAAUUGGUCCAAGAUUCAGCAAUGCAGUCUUGCAAACACUAUUGAUUCUGCUCAAGAAGGUUCCUCCGGAUGAUGGACGUCGCCUCAUGGUCAUCGGAACGACAUCGUGCCCAGAACUGUUGGAAGAUUUGGGUCUUGUUUCUGCCUUUGGCGUGACACUGACAGUACCUCUCUUGGAGGAACCCAAGGAUGUCAUUGAAGUCUUGAAGGUAGCCGCCAAUAUGGGCGAAAAGGAGGCCAAAUCGAUUGCAAAGGCCAUUCGCGACAAGCCAAUUGGUAUCAAGAAGUUGCUGAUGGUUGCCGAAAUGGCCAAACAGGGAUCAGAAGGCAGUCGGGUGGAUGUCAGUAUCUUUAUGGAAUGCCUUCACACUGUUGGGUACUAG
Molecule: messenger RNA, 2262 nt
Organism: Cylindrotheca closterium
Lineage: Eukaryota; Bacillariophyta; Bacillariophyceae; Bacillariales; Bacillariaceae
Source: the annotation of a GenBank genome assembly